Molecule: messenger RNA, 2421 nt
Organism: Cottoperca gobio
Lineage: Eukaryota; Metazoa; Chordata; Actinopteri; Perciformes; Bovichtidae
Product: thrombospondin-2-like
Exons: 15
Coding region: 1-2421 (806 amino acids)
Biological process (GO): negative regulation of angiogenesis; cell adhesion
Cellular component (GO): extracellular region
Molecular function (GO): calcium ion binding
Source: RefSeq, a predicted model, not a curated record
AUGUGUGUACGUGUAUAUAAAGAUGAUGAAAAUGGCUGGUCCCCGUGGUCUGAGUGGACCCACUGUUCGGCCACCUGUGGACGUGGAGGGCAGCAAAGGGGCCGAUCCUGCAAUGGCAUCAUGCCGUCCUGUGCCGGCCCGUCAGUCCAAACCCGCAGCUGCAUGCUGAUAAAGUGUGGCCGCAAGGCUCGUCCUGACGGGAACUGGGGCCUUUGGUCUCCUUGGUCUGCGUGUACAACUACGUGUGGAGAAGGCAACAACACACGGGUACGUCUCUGCAACCAGCCUCCGCCCCAGAAGGGGGGCAGAGGGUGCACGGGGAGCGCCAUGGAGACACAACAUUGCAACAACACGCUCUGCCCCAUUGCUGGAGGCUGGACAGGCUGGACCGACUGGUCGCUGUGCUCAGAGUCGUGUGGUGGAGGUCUUACGAGUCGCCAGCGGGAGUGUUUGAACCCCGCCCCUCAGCACGGUGGGAAGUCUUGUGCUGGAGACGCUGUGGACUAUGAAGCAUGUAACAAACAACCAUGUCCUUUAGAUACAUGUUUGCUUUCAAAUCCAUGUUUUCCUGGAGUGAAAUGCACAUCCCAUAGAGAUGGGUCAUGGGAGUGUGGAGGUUGUCCGUUGGGUUUGCAAGGCAAUGGCACUCACUGUGAAGAUGAGAACGAGUGUGAAGUGGAGAGUUUGUGUGUCACAGAGUGUGUAAACACAGACCCUGGCUUCUACUGUCUGCCCUGUCCUCCUCGGUAUAAAGGCACCCAGCCGUACGGCCUCGGCAUGCACGACGCCCAGAAAACCAGGCAGGUGUGUGAGCCAUACAAUCCUUGCAAAGACAACACACACACCUGCCACAAGUAUGCGGCUUGUGUGUACCUGGGCCUGGCGUCUGAGGUUUUGUUCAAGUGUGUGUGCGCUGUUGGGUUUGCGGGCGACGGCUCCCUGUGUGGUGAAGACUCUGAUCUGGAUGGCUGGCCCAACAACAGAUUACCCUGCAAGCAGAAUGCAACAUAUCACUGUCAAAAGGAUAAUUGCCCCACACUACCAAACUCUGGACAGGAAGACCUGGACAAGGACGGACAGGGAGACACCUGUGAUACUGAUGACGACAAUGAUGACAUCAUAGAUGAGAGGGAUAACUGCCCGCUGGUGUACAACCCUCGGCAGUUCGACUCUGACAGAGAUGGAGUCGGGGAUCGCUGUGACAACUGUCCGUUUGAAAGCAACCCGCUGCAGACGGACACUGAUGACGAUGGAGAGGGAGACGCCUGCAGCAUUGACAUUGAUGGAGAUGAGGUUCUGAAUGACCGUGACAACUGUCCCUUAGUCUACAACACUGACCAGAGGGACACAGACUUGGAUGGUGUUGGAGACCAGUGUGACAACUGUCCUCUUCUACACAACCCACAGCAGCUGGACUCUGACAGCGACCUGGUGGGGGACAUGUGCGACAACAACGAGGACAUCGAUGAGGACGGCCUCCAAAACUCUAUGGACAACUGUCCCUACAUUCCCAAUAGUAACCAGGCCGACCAUGACAAGGACGGGAAGGGAGACGUCUGUGACCAUGACGACGACAACGACGGUAUCCCUGACGACCGGGACAACUGCAGACUCGUGCCUAACAGGGACCAGCUGGACUCUGAUGGUGAUGAGAGCGGAGAUGCAUGCUUUGAUGACUUUGACAAUGACAGUAUUCCAGAUGCGCUGGAUCCAUGUCCGUUGAACCAGGAUAUUAGCUCUACAGACUUCAGGAAGUUUCAGGUUGUUUUGUUGGACCCUAAAGGCACCACGCAGUCUGACCCUCUCUGGGUGAUCCGCAGCCAAGGCACGGAGCUGCUGCAGUCGGCCAACUCGGACCCUGGCAUCGCUUUAGGAUAUGACAAGUUCAGCUCGGUGGACUUCAGCGUGACAUUUUAUGUGAAUACGAACCGAGAUGACGACUACGCAGGCAUUGUGUUCGCCUACCAGUCCAGUCGACGCUUCUACGUUGUCAUGUGGAAACAGGUGUCUCAGGCAUACUGGGAGAAAAAGCCGUUCAAAGCUUUUGGCACAGCGGGAGUCUCCAUCAAACUGGUCAACUCCACCACAGGACCGGGGGAGUAUCUACGCAACGCCCUGUGGCACACCGGAAACACCAGACACCAGGUCAGAACAUUGUGGCAUGAUCCCAACAAAAUUGGCUGGAAAGACUUUACAGCCUACCGCAUGCACCUAAUCCACAGACCCAAGACUGGUUUCAUCAGGGUGGUGGUGUACGACGGCAGAGAGAUUUUAUCUGACUCGGGGGCGGUGUACGACCACACCCUCGCUGGAGGCAGACUGGGACUGUUUGUCUUCUCUCAGGAACACGUCCUCUUCUCAGACCUCAGAUAUGAGUGCAGAGGUAAGAUAUCCCGUCAAAACAUUUGUCCUUACUACUGA